This is a messenger RNA of Prorocentrum cordatum, 549 nucleotides long. Lineage: Eukaryota; Dinophyceae; Prorocentrales; Prorocentraceae. The record is from the annotation of a GenBank genome assembly.
AUGCCCUUCGACGCCGAUCGUGCCGUGCCCCGGGACGCGGGGCUCCUCUCUGGCUGCGUUCGCGCACCCACGGGGCAGCCGCCCACCGAGGCACUCGGGGAAAAGCCGUUGCAGGAUCCGGCGGCCAUCCCCGACAUCCACAUCCGCCUGCUGUACAAGAGCGUGGAACUCAGGGCCGGGAAGCUGGUGGACAAUUACGUCAUGGACGGCGGCUUCGAGGCGAAGUUCCCGAUUGAUUUGCAGUACCUCAUCAUAGACCAGGGCCACGCACGCGGACCGAAGAGCCAGAAGGACAUGGGCCUCUGCGUGGACUCCCAGGUGCCCUGCCCCCCGCGGCUGAGGAGCCUCGUGGCGGACUGCCUCCUGGCGCUGCGGCGAGGCAUCCAGCCCAGGCUCACCGACGAGGGGACCGGGGCCACGUAUAUGCUUCGGGAUCCCGCCAACAAGUCCAACCUGGCAGUCUUCAAGCCAAAGGCUCCCACAAUGAGGGAGGAUGAGUGGUCUGGGUAGUGCGGCGCAGAGAAGCAACAUCUCCACUGCACUGGGCCG